Molecule: messenger RNA, 840 nt
Organism: Encephalitozoon romaleae SJ-2008
Lineage: Eukaryota; Fungi; Microsporidia; Unikaryonidae
Exons: 1
Coding region: 1-840 (279 amino acids)
Biological process (GO): tRNA wobble uridine modification
Cellular component (GO): elongator holoenzyme complex; transcription elongation factor complex; cytoplasm
Source: RefSeq, a predicted model, not a curated record
AUGAAGUCAUUUGUAAGAAGUGCAGGCCAGAGAGGAAUGGAAAAACUGUCAACAGGAAUAUCUGGGCUAGAUGCCAUACUCGGAGAAUGCUUCACAAGAGGGACAUCCAUUCUUUUACUAGAAGACGAAAACUCUCGGAUUCACUCGACAAUCCUAAAGGUUUUUCUUUCCGAAGGUAUCUACAACCAAGAAAGCACACUGGCUGUGGUGAAGGAGGGCGGGGAUGUGGAGGUAUAUGACACCGGAUCAUCCAUGGAGCAAGAGAACGAAGACAGGAUGGUAAUAGCCUGGAGGUAUUCCAAGUUAUCACUGGGAAGGCCUGCAUUCAAAUUCAAUCUUUCCAAGAAAAAGAGGUUUGAUGGAAUUUUACUUUCUGGAAAGAAGGCAACACUAGAAAGCAUUUUAGACAUAGCAAGAGAAGAAAGGGAGCUAAGGAUAGCAGUGUUCUCGCUUGGAUCGCCAGCCUGGAGACUCUCUGGGUAUGAGGAAAAGAAGAUGAUGAGGUUUCUUUUUGAACUUAGAAGACUUUCCAGGAUCAACAACCACAUAUAUAUGGUUUCUGCCCCUGGAUUCAUGAUGCCCGAUGCAAACUUCAGCCUGUACUUUGAUACAGUGGCAGAGUUUGACUCAAAUAUAUUCAGCCGUUUCUGUCCAAAUUACAAUGGGGUCCUGGAGUUUAAGAAGAUCGGAGGCUAUGGAUGUCUUCGAAUCAACUCUCUCGAAAGCUUGAAGUACGGUGUGAAAAUAAGGAAGGAAAGCAUCUGUGUGGAGAAAGUCGCCAUGCCGCCGGAGGAUGUUAAGCCGCCUGGGAAUUCUUGUAUUCAAGAUAAAACCUUCUAA